Paralichthys olivaceus (Japanese flounder) is the source of this 753-nucleotide messenger RNA. The record is from RefSeq and is a predicted model, not a curated record. Lineage: Eukaryota; Metazoa; Chordata; Actinopteri; Pleuronectiformes; Paralichthyidae.
AGUCCAGCGGGCAACAGGAGACGCAGGGAGACGCCGACUGAUCCGAGUCCUGCGGUCGCCACGUUCAGCGCUCUCUGCUCGGCUGCAGCUCGGAGGAUCCGUGCGCUCUCCCCGGAGACUUUGACAGGAGUUGGUUCGGUUGUGGAGCGGAGAGGAGCGGAGCUUAGAGCCGACACAGACACCGCCCCGGACCCAGGUGAGAGGGAACUUCAGCCGCCUCCAGGUGCGAAGGACCGGGAUUGGUGCAGGGUUUUACGCACGGGCGGACACCGGGGAGCGGCAUGUCUCUCCGGGGGCAGCUGGCUCUCUGAGUCCGAGGAAGUGGACGCAGAGUUUGUAUCAUCGUCCCCGUGUUCUCCGUGUUCAGCUCCAGGUUCUUUACGAUGUUUCAGCACAGCAGCCACAAGAAAUGUUUCACCAUCGAGUCUCUGGUCGGGAAGGAGGCGAACGGCCACGGCGGCGGCUCCGGGGAUGAGCCCAUCCGGCCCACGGCGCUCAGGUUCCCGGAGUCCCUGCACCCCACGGCCGGGAUCUUCGGCUCCUGCUUCCAGGGAGGCAGCGGCAGGACUUUGUAUUCGGCCGGGCCGGACAUGGUGCUCCAGGAGCCCGGGGCGCACACGCAGAGCCCCGGUGGUCUGCCGCUGCACCCGCUGCAGAUCCCCCCGCAGAGCUUCUUCAGCCCGCAGCACCGGGACGCGCUCAGCUUCUACCCCUGGGUCCUGAGGAGCCGGUACCUGGGCCACCGCUUCCAAG